Messenger RNA from Triticum dicoccoides, 2016 nucleotides. Its product is annotated as coatomer subunit delta-3-like. The transcript is spliced from 12 exons. The record is from RefSeq and is a predicted model, not a curated record. Gene Ontology annotation, cellular component: COPI vesicle coat. NCBI's taxonomy places the organism in Eukaryota, Viridiplantae, Streptophyta, Magnoliopsida, Poales, Poaceae. The coding region runs from base 188 to 1720 and encodes 510 amino acids. Gene Ontology annotation, biological process: Golgi localization; endoplasmic reticulum to Golgi vesicle-mediated transport; retrograde vesicle-mediated transport, Golgi to endoplasmic reticulum.
UCUCUCAGAAAAAAAAAACCCGAAGGAACUUCUCCUCCUACAUAAAAACGGACCUUCCUCGUCGUGCUCCGCCGGUCCGUUCUGUCCUCCUCCGUCCCUCCCUCCAUAGCUCGCGCCUCGCGGAUCUCAGUUCUAUAACUUGUCAACUUGGCUUUGGUAAUUCCUGGGACUGACGGAACCACUGAAAAUGGUGGUUCUGGCAGCUUCUAUAAUAUCAAAGUCUGGAAAGGCACUUGCUUCAAGGCAAUAUGUUGACAUGUCUCGGAUCAGGAUCGAGGGACUGCUUGCAGCAUUUCCAAAGUUGGUUGGAACUGGAAAGCAACAUACUUAUGUUGAGACAGAAAAUGUCCGUUAUGUUUAUCAACCAAUUGAAGAGCUGUAUCUGCUACUCAUCACAAAUAAGCAGAGCAACAUCCUUGAAGAUCUGGACACACUGAGGCUGCUCUCCAAAAUUGUACCUGAAUAUUCCCCUUCUUUGGACGAAGAGGGUGUCUGCAAGGCCGCAUUCCAACUUAUAUUUGCUUUUGACGAAGCCAUUUCUCUUGGAAACAAGGAAAAUGUAACUGUUCCACAAAUUAAACAAUAUUGCGAAAUGGAGAGCCAUGAAGAGAAGCUGCACAAGCUGAUCAUGCAAAGCAAGAUAAAUGACACUAACGAUCUCAUGAGGAGAAAAGUUACUGAGAUUGAGAAAAACAAGAUUGAUAGAGGCAAGACUGGGGAAGGAUUUGCUCCAACAAGAACUCCAAAUAACUUUAAUGACAUGAACAUUAGAGGUGGUCCAGGGUCAGAGAUCGAUCGUAUAUUUACUGACAAGACAAAAGGGCGAUCAUCUGCUCCUUCUCCUGCUCCCAGUAAAAUGCCUGGUGGAAUGAAAUUAAGUAAAGCUCACAAGCCAAAUCAGUUCCUGGAGUCUUUGAAAGCUGAAGGAGAAGUUAUUCUGGAGGAUAUUCAACUAAGCACAAUCAAGUCAAGGUCAUCAUCAUCUAUUCCACCAAGUGAUCCUAUCACAGUGACCAUUGAAGAGAAGUUGAAUGUCACAGUUAAAAGGGAUGGCGGAGUUACUAAUUUUGAUGUUCAAGGAACCCUUGCUCUCCAAAUUCUUAAUGACACUGAUGGUUAUAUCCAGUUGCAGAUUGAGAACCAAGAUGCACCUGGACUUAGCUUCAGGACGCACCCUAAUAUUGACAAACAGCUGUUCAACGGCCAGAAAAUUGUUGGGGCAAGAGAUCCAACCAGGCCUUUCCCCAGUGGUCAGAAUGAAACACCCCUGGUGAAAUGGAGAAUCGAGGGGUUGACUGAGUCUUCUCUGCCAUUGACAGUCACUUGCUGGCCUUCAACAUCUGGAAAUACAACUGUCGUGAACAUCGAAUAUGAAGCUUCAGACAUGUUUGAUUUGCACAAUGUUAUCGUCUCCAUCCCUCUGCCCGCACUUAGGGAUGCUCCAAGUGUAAAACAGAUAGAUGGAGAAUGGAGGUAUGACUCAAGAAACUCUGUGUUGGAAUGGUCUGUUAUGCUUAUCGAUCAAUCCAACCGAAGUGGCGCCAUGGAGUUCUCUGUUCCCGCUGCUGAUCCAUCGACAUUUUUUCCCAUCUCCGUUGGAUUUUCUGCAUCAAAUACAUUUAGUAACGUGAAGGUUACUGCCAUCCUUCCAUUGCAGGGAGGUAGUUCAAAAUAUUCACAGCAGGUUCGACUGGUCACUGUUAACUAUCAAGUGGUCUGAUGCCGUUUGUUCGGGUCAAGUGAUUGCGCAUAUCUGGAGUAUAUAUAGGAACUUCUGAUUUUUGGUCGUGACUUGUUGAGCCAUUGCGACAUCAUCUUUCGGCUCAAGAAUUUCAUGGGAUAUAGAGGAUAAAAAACUGGUAUGCGGAAAUGCAUUUUUGUACUUUAUAUUGUAGAUUGGUGAACGGAACGUUGUGUUCUUCGUGCCCACAGAUACAUUAUAUGGAAAUAUAUAUGACACUCUCGUCGCCCGUUUCCUGCUUUUACUAUGGAUAUCAUCCACUAAUAUGUUUUUUA